Cucumis melo (muskmelon) is the source of this 4686-nucleotide messenger RNA. RefSeq lists its product as uncharacterized. Gene Ontology annotation, cellular component: chloroplast. The record is from RefSeq and is a predicted model, not a curated record. NCBI's taxonomy places the organism in Eukaryota, Viridiplantae, Streptophyta, Magnoliopsida, Cucurbitales, Cucurbitaceae. The coding region runs from base 248 to 3139 and encodes 963 amino acids. The transcript has 26 exons. Gene Ontology annotation, biological process: peptidoglycan biosynthetic process. Gene Ontology annotation, molecular function: metal ion binding; D-alanine-D-alanine ligase activity; ATP binding.
AACAGACACUGAAAAUGUCGAUUGGGAGUCCAGGAGGUGGUUGUUUUGUCCAUUAGUAUUAAUUUAUGGCCGUCUGCCGGCUUCCUCAGCUCGAACUUGUGUUCUACUCUACACGACGAAUACAAAGAAUCAAACAUCGCCUCACCUGCUUCUCUUAUUCUAUUUCCCUCCCUCCCUUCCUUUUAGCUUCAAUUAUGUCAUGCUUUGACGUCGAAGAAGCCUGCGGUUAUCGUCUUCUUCUCCUCCCAUGGCGUAUAUAGCAAAUUGUUCUUAUUCUACCUGCCACCCAUUAAGCGACGUCCUUAAACUGACACCUUCAACCUUUGCUCCAACACUCUCCUCCAGCUUCCUCAGAUUGUCUCUGCAAUCCAAUAAUCAUACUCCCCCCCUUCACUCUCCCAAAUUCCAACUCCCUCGCUCUGCUGCUAAAGUGCUGGCUAAUAAGGACGUUGUAGCUGAAAUGGCGGUAACAAGGACCGAGAGGGAGAAACAGAGUGAAAAAUGUGGAGCGUUGAGAGUCGGGCUCAUCUGUGGAGGUCCGUCUGCGGAACGUGGAAUCUCUCUCAACUCCGCUAGAUCAGUUCUUGAUCACAUACAGGGACAUGAUUUGCAAGUGAGCUGCUACUACAUCGAUUCAGAGUUGAAUGCGUAUGCAAUAUCUUCCGCUCAGGUCUAUUCAAACACUCCGGCGGACUUUGAUUUUAAACUUAAAAGCCUUGCCCGCGGUUUCCGGUCUUUGACUGACUUUGCUGAGCACCUUUCUACUUCUGUGGACAUAGUAUUCCCUGUCAUUCAUGGUCGGUUUGGUGAAGAUGGUGGAAUCCAGGAACUUUUGGAAACGCAUAACAUUCCAUUUGUUGGAACAGGUUCAACGGAGUCUUCACGUGCCUUUGACAAGUAUGACGCCUCCUUGGAGCUCGAUAGACUUGGAUUCAUAACUGUGCCUAAUUUUCUUGUACAGGCUGGCAGUGUAAGUGAAACUGAGCUAUCAAAAUGGUUUGUGAGUAAUCAGCUAGAUCUUAGCUCAGGAAAAGUUGUGGUAAAACCAGCAAGGGCAGGAUCAAGCAUAGGCGUGUCGGUUGCAUAUGGAGUGGUGGAUUCGCUUAAAAAGGCGAAUGAGAUUAUUUCAGAGGAGAUUGAUGAUAAAGUCCUUGUUGAAGUAUUUCUUGAAGGAGGCAGUGAGUUCACUGCAAUUGUCCUUGAUGUGGGAUCUGGUUCUGUUUGUCAUCCGGUUGUACUACUACCAACAGAAGUUGAAAUUCAGUCCCGUGAUGUGGCUGAUGCGGGAGAGAAGGAUGCAAUUUUCAACUACCGGAGGAAAUAUCUCCCCACCCAGCAGGUCGCAUAUCAUACUCCUCCUCGUUUCCCUAUUGAUGUAAUAGAAACCAUCCGUGAAGGAGCAUCUUUACUCUUCAAAGGACUUGGUCUCUGUGAUUUUGCUCGGAUUGAUGGGUGGUAUUUGCCUAGUUUCUCUCAUGAAUCUUCAUGCUCCACGGGGAAGUUUGGAAAGACUGAAUCUGGCACAGUAGUCUAUACCGACAUAAAUUUGAUUAGUGGGAUGGAACAAACCAGUUUUUUGUUUCAGCAAGCCUCAAAGGUUGGUUUUUCUCACUCAAAUAUUCUUCGGAGCAUUAUUUACCAUGCUUGCUUGCGGUAUCCCAGUCUAGGAUCAUUGGACUGCAUUUCUGGAAAUGUGCCUAGAAGAUCAAUCUCCUCUCAAUGUAGUCAAGCAUAUUCUACCCAUGAAAGCAUUCGGAAAGUUUUUGUUAUUUUUGGAGGAGACACAUCAGAACGUCAAGUCUCUCUUAUGAGUGGAACAAAUGUUUGGCUUAAUCUGCAAGCAUUUGAUGAGCUUGAAGUAACUCCAUGUUUACUUGCCCCAUCUAUUGAGCAAGCAUCUAGUGUGGAUUUGGACAAAAAUGAAGCUGACUUGACCUCCAGAACGGUUUGGUCAUUGCCUUACUCACUUGUGCUGAGACACACCACGGAGGAAGUUCUUGCUGCAUGCAUUGAGGCCAUUGAACCAACUCGCGCAGCAUUAACAUCUCAUCUGCGUGAGCUAGUGGUGAAUGAUCUGGAAGAAGGACUGAAGAAGCAUAGUUGGUUUGCAGGAUUUGAUAUCAAAGAUGAAUUACCUGUGAGAUUUUCCUUGGAGCAGUGGAUCGAGAAAGCGAAGGAAGUUGAUGCAACAGUCUUUAUAGCAGUGCAUGGAGGCAUCGGUGAAGAUGGCACGCUUCAAUCGCUGUUAGAGGCCAAAGGAGUUCCUUAUACAGGUCCCGGAGUGGCAGCCUCUAACAUAUGUAUGGACAAAGUAUCAACAUCGUUGGCUCUAAAUCAUCUUUCGGACUUCGGUGUACUUACCAUUAAAAAGGAUGUGAGGAAGAAAGAUGAUCUCUUGCGUUUCCCUAUAUUAAAUGUAUGGCGUGACUUAACCUGCAAGCUUCAGUGUCAAUCGUUAUGUGUUAAACCAGCUAGAGAUGGUUGCUCAACCGGGGUUGCGAGACUAUGCUGCGCUGAUGACCUUGCAGUGUAUGUGAAAGCAUUGGAGGACUGCCUCGUUAGAAUUCCUUCUAAUAGUUUGUCAAAGGCACAUGGCAUGAUUGAAAUGCCAAAACCACCUCCAGAGCUUUUGAUUUUUGAACCUUUUAUCGAGACCGAUGAGAUAAUUGUUUCAUCCAAAACUAUCGAUGCGUCUGAAAGACUUUUGUGGAAAGGUCAGAGUAGAUGGGUGGAAAUCACUGUAGGUGUUGUGGGAACACGUGGAUCAAUGCACUCAUUGAGUCCUAGUGUCACCGUCAAGGAAAGUGGGGAUAUAUUAUCUCUUGAGGAGAAAUUCCAAGGUGGGACCGGCAUCAAUUUAACUCCACCACCAUUAUCGAUUAUUAGUAAUGAAUCGCUGGGGAAGUGUAAACAACAUAUUGAACUGAUUGCAAACGCACUACAGCUGGAAGGAUUUUCCCGAAUUGAUGCAUUUGUAGAUGUUGAUAGUGGAAAGGUUCUAGUUAUUGAAGUUAAUACAGUCCCUGGAAUGACACCUUCCACAGUUCUCAUCCACCAGGCACUUGCGGAGACACCACCUGUAUACCCCCACCAGUUCUUUCGCAGAUUGCUUGAUUUGGCAUUGGAGAGGUCAACAUAAAAUUCUCAAGGGAACUCAAGAAUGAGCUAAGGACAAUAAUUCAUAUUGGAAGUCGCUGGUUGAUAUGCUUAACCAGUCUCUGGUGUUUGUGUUAUGGAAAGUAUGCUCGACAGCGGAAAAGAAAAAUUAGCAUUAGGCUUUUAUGUUUCCAAAAAGUAAACGUGAAUUGAGGUUUGCGUAGGGGAUGACAUGUGCACCCAAUAUCAACCUCUCCUCUUGGUUUCCUUGGCCUCAAGACUCAAAGUCCUUUUUGUGAAAAUUUUAAAUUUAAAUCCCAUUGAUGGACUUCGUGGAAUCAUACCUAACAUAAUAAGUUUUUCUCUAAAUUAAAUUGAAUCAUUGACCUCUAAAGGCACCGAAACAAAUAGAAAUUCUUACUAGAUUAGUGAAACGUCAGCCUCAACGACAAAUUAGACAAUUAAUGAACAAGAUCCCCACCAAUGUAAUUCUUCCCAAUCAAUAAAUUCAGUCCCUGAAUAGAAUAAUUCAGAAUAGAAUAGAGGUAGAACAACUAACUAAUAUUUGCAUAUUCAUUCAUCUAUUGUACUACUUCAAAUAGUUAUAGAACAAACAAAACAACGAUUAAAAAAAUUAAAAAAAAAAAAAAAAAAGAAUAAUAAUAACAAUUAAUCCUACUCCAAAACUACCAAUCAACAGGCAUAUCAUCAAUACCUGGAGAGAGAAAAAAAUAAAGAAAAGUUUACAAUCCAAUACAAUUCGUAGAAGUGGUAAUUCCACCAUCGACGACAAGAUUAUGACCACUGAUGUACUUGGAUUCAUCACUGGCGAGAUAAAGCGCGGCUUGGGCUAUGUCCUUCGGCCUCAAUGUGGGGCCCUUCAGAUUGGCCAGACCCCUAACGAACUCCUCCAUCUUGUCCACCUCAGCCGCCGAAGGAACCCCAUAGUUCAUACAUUGGUCCUCCUCCUCCACGUCGGCUCUCCACGCGUUGACGAGCAUCGACGUCGCAACUCCGAAUGGAGAAAUGCAGUUCACACGUAUGCCGUGCCGGCCUAGCUCGCAGGCUGUGUUCUUGGUGAGUCCGACGAUGGCGUGUUUAGAUGCGGUGUACGCGUGUGGGCCAAGGCCUCCCAAGACGCCUGCCACGCUGGCGGUGGAGAUUAUGCAUCCGGUGGCUCUGGGGAUCAUGACGCGCGCGGCGUGCUUGAUCCCCAAGGCUACGCCCUUGACAUUCACUCUCAUGACGCGCUCGAACUCGUCGGGGUCAAAGUCAAGGAUGCUCUUGUGGGACUUGGAUUGGCUGCCAAGCACACCGGCGUUGUUGAAUAUGAUGUCCACAUGCCCGUGAAGGCAGACGGUGGUGCUGACUAGCCUCUCCACGUCAUCCUCGGAGCUGACGUCACAGUGGACGAAGGAUACUGGGGAUGGAGAAAGAGUGUCGGCCAAAGCCUGGCCCAGGAUAUCCUCCACAUCCGCGAUUACUACUUUGGCUCCGUGUUUGGCGAAUAGCCUAACUGUAGCUUCUCCGAUUCCCUUAGCGCCGCCGGUCACGAUGGCCACUUUCCCCUCCAGUCUAAAGUAACCAAAA